Molecule: messenger RNA, 11124 nt
Organism: Motacilla alba alba
Lineage: Eukaryota; Metazoa; Chordata; Aves; Passeriformes; Motacillidae
Gene: ONECUT2
Product: one cut homeobox 2
Exons: 2
Coding region: 95-1519 (474 amino acids)
Biological process (GO): regulation of transcription by RNA polymerase II
Cellular component (GO): nucleus
Molecular function (GO): RNA polymerase II cis-regulatory region sequence-specific DNA binding; DNA-binding transcription factor activity, RNA polymerase II-specific
Source: RefSeq, a predicted model, not a curated record
AUGGCGCGGGGCCGGCGCGGCGGGCCCGGCUGAGCCGCCGCUGCCCGCGGGGCGGGCGGCCCCGGGCCGCGGCGGCCGCCGCCCCGAUGAGCGGAUGAGGAGCGGGCGCGGCGGCCGGCGGUGCCUGGGCGGGGAACCGGGUGCGUGCGCCAUGAACCCCGAGCUGGCGAUGGAGCCGCUGGGCAGCCUGCACGGGGCGGCGGGGCACGAACCGGAGAUGAUGGGCAGCCCCAGCCCUCACCACGGCGGCCGCAGCGCGGGGCCGCUCCGGGUGCCGCCCCCCCCGCCGCCGCCGCCGCCGCACCAGGAGCUGCCCCCCGCCGCCCGGCCCGCCAUGGUGCCCAGCAUGGCCUCGCUGCUGGACGGCGCCGCCGAGUACCGGCCCGAGCUCUCCAUCCCGCUGCACCACGCCAUGAGCGUACCCUGCGAGGCCUCGCCGCCCGGCAUGGGCAUGAGCGGCACCUACACCACGCUGACGCCGCUCCAGCCCCUGCCGCCCAUCUCCGCCGUCUCCGACAAGUUCCACCACCCGCAUGCCCACCCGCACGCCCACCACCACCACCACCACCACCAGCGCCUGCCGGGCAGCGCCGGCGGCGGCUUCGCGCUCAUGCGGGACGAGCGCGGGCUGCCGGCCGUCAACAGCCUCUACGGGCCCUACAAGGAGGUGCCGGCCGUGGGGCAGAGCCUCUCGCCGCUGGGCAACGGGCUGGGCCCGCUCCCUGGCUCCCAGCAGGGCCUGCACGGCUACGGGCCGCCUGGCCACGACAAGAUGCUGAGCCCCAACUUCGAGGCGCACGCGGCGAUGCUGGCGCGGGGGGAGCAGCACCUGCCCCGGGGGCUGGGGACGCCCCCGGCCAUGCUGCCGCCCCUGAACGGCGCGCACCACCCCGCGCCCCCCGGGCCGCCGCCGCCGCACGGCCCCGCGCUGCCCGCCGGCCGGGAGCGGCCGCCCCCCGCCGCCGGCCCGCAGGGGAGCGGCGCGGGGCAGCUGGAGGAGAUCAACACCAAGGAGGUGGCACAAAGGAUCACGGCGGAGCUGAAGCGCUACAGCAUCCCGCAGGCCAUCUUCGCCCAACGAGUGCUGUGCCGCUCCCAGGGGACCCUCUCGGACUUGCUGCGGAACCCCAAGCCUUGGAGUAAACUCAAGUCCGGCCGGGAGACGUUCCGCAGGAUGUGGAAGUGGCUGCAGGAGCCGGAGUUCCAGAGGAUGUCUGCCCUGCGGCUAGCAGCCUGCAAACGCAAAGAGCAAGAGCCCAACAAAGAGCGGAACAACUCCCAGAAGAAAUCCCGCCUGGUUUUCACGGACCUCCAGCGCCGAACGCUUUUCGCCAUCUUCAAGGAGAACAAGCGUCCCUCCAAAGAAAUGCAGAUCACCAUCUCCCAGCAGCUGGGCCUGGAGCUCACCACCGUCAGCAACUUCUUCAUGAACGCCCGCCGGCGCAGCCUGGAGAAGUGGCAGGACGACCUGAGCUCCGGGGGCUCCUCCUCGGCCCCCAGCACCUGCACCAAGGCGUGAGGGGCGCGGCACGGCCGGCAGAGAGCGGCUUGGCAGCGCGGCCCCUCGCUGGUGACUAAAGCACAAUCCCCCCGCAACCAAGCCCAGCCCAGCUGCUCCCGAGGACGUUCCUACGGCUUCUCGUCGGUCUUAGCAGGCGCAGGCUCCACAUUAACCUCUCUCCACACAAUACUAUGCUCAGGACAGGCGAAGCAGGUCUGAAACGUAGGGGAGUCGUUCUUGAGGCAGGUUUCUCCUGAGCCCCAGGUUUCUGCUGCCGGCCCGGCAGCCUCCCGUGCCCGGCGCCUGCCGUGUGCUGGCCACACCACCCUGCGGCCACACGACAACGGAGCACAAAGUCGGAUACUAAAAACCCAAGACCCUGUUUUUAAUCUCAGGCAUGGUUUUUUGUUAAGUGUUUUAGGCCAAAAAAAAAAAAAUCAGAUUUAAGGUUUUUUCGGUCGGUUUUUUAGUUUAAUUUAAUCAGCUUGUUCUUGGAUCAGAAAAGUUCAGUUCUCUUGAGCUCAAAGCAUCAAGCACAAAGCCGGUAGCUGCAGCCACAGUCUGGCCCUGGGCUGCCCAGGGCGGCUGUGCCAGCUGCAGCCUGACAUCCCGGGAACACCGCACGAGCCUCAAGCACAGCUGGCAGUUCCUCACAAGCUCUGUGUUUGUACCUAAUGCACACUCAGGAGGUCGAUGGAACUGCUACAGUUCAUGGAGCAAACACAAUGUUUUGGAAGACUUAGAUUAAUUUACAUUAUUACAUCCUUUUUAGUUUCUGGGAAUCUGGUUUCUCCUCGGCAACGGCUGUUACCGAAACCUUUUCAGCGUUCAGUGUAUUUUUGUUCAUUUUAUCAGUAUUUUAUGGUACUUUCAAGCAGGAAAAGAAACAGAAACAACCCUUCAGAUGCCACUGACCGUUUCAGAUGUGCCGCGUUUAGCUCUAUCGCAUCCCUAAGUUCCUUUUCCCUGCCAGCUCCCCGAGCCGGCAGGAACACAGCACACCAAAGAGACAGGAUUUCUGCAAGCCAAAGAUGUUUAUAACUUGCCAUUUCUCCUUGUCGUCGCUGGUGCGGGUGGUUGGCCGGCGCUGGCGGAGCCUGGCGAGCUCCCCGCCCUCUCUCCAGCUCCGUGCAGCGGAGCCGCCCUGGCGGCGGCGCCACGGCCGCUGGCUGCUGACCGGCCCGGGCCGCCGUGCUCCGCCACAGACACUUGAGACUUUUUUUAUGUACUGCUUAAUCGAAACCAAAGAAACGUUUUCUGCACCUACUUCUUCUGCAACAAACUGUUCCAUGGAAAGAUAAAAUAAAAAUUUUAAAAAAACCAAGGAAGCAUGUCAGGAAGCAAACGAGUCCCACACUGUGUUCUACAAACAUCUCGGACAUUUUCGGAAGCAGAUCUCAAAGAAAGGGUUGACAAGAAUGAGAACAAAGCAAAGCCAGUACAAUUGCUGCUUCAUUUGACAACUCAAGUCCUCUUAAAGCUGAAGAUUGUCUUUAAUUUGUGCCUAUGCAGUUUUUUCAAAAGAACAAGGAACAGAGCAACCAAAACCUCAACAGCUACAAUACCAAAGAUGAGGAUUCUCACUACUUGUGUUUCGGUUUGUUUCUCCUCUUGCACGACUAAUGCACAUAACCCCACUGAUCUCUGGACAGGUAACCACUCGUGAGUCCUUGUGCAACCAGAAGGGAGGGUUCAUUUAUGUUUUCCCUGUUUCUGCCCCACGUGGCACCUCUCCAAGUGCAGGAUGUUGGGAUACGGCCCUGGUGCAUCCCCUCCCUCCAGGAAACACUUGUGGGUUGGCUGUGACUUGUGUGUUGGUCUCCCGUGUGUCUGGAGCCGUGAGCAGCCACCCUCCUGCGCGUGACAUCGGUCGAGUGACCUCCACCCUUCUUUCUCCUCCCCAGGGAUAAAACUUGCAAUAUGUGUGUUCCCAUCUCCGUCACUGUGAGCGCUGAGCAGCGCCACAGCCCGGCUCCAAACCUCCACCUGAACCAAACCCAAGAAUUCAGCAGCUCCUGGGGCAGUUCAGGAGCUGCUUCUGACAUAUUAGCCUCGUCAUGUUGCUUGAUCCAGGUCAUGAUGAUCCAGACCAUGACAUGUCCAAAUUUGUCCUCAGAGCUGGAGUGCAUCUUGCUCCUCUCUGCCUUUAGACAAGGGCUUCAUUUUAACUGCUUGACAGGACUGCUGCAGUCACUUCCCAAUGACUGCACUUAAAAUGGAAAAAAAUCAAGAAGCCGCAUCUGCUCAGGACAGGAAAAGUUUCUGGAAAGCAAAUUCAGGAUCCUCUCAGCGAAAUUGACAGCACAUGUCUGCUCUGGGGAUCAAAGGAUCCCCUGGCAGAUUCCAAAGAGAUUUGGAGGAUCCUUGUAGCCAGACAUGGAAUAAAGUUGCCAAAAAGUGGUCCCAGUCUGGGCUGAUGUGUCCUGAGGGCUUCUCACCCAAAUGCCAGGUGUUUGAGUGCAGAGUUUGGAGCCAGCAGGCUGUGGAGCAGGGCCCAGCUGAAGUUUCACUUUCAUUCCCACCUAAGUGUCCAUCAGAGCAGCCCCUGGUGCAUUUUGAGCUCGGCAUUGCCCUCAGGGGAGCUGUCUCAUGCUGAAGUGUCCCCCUGCGAUCUGCAGUGGCAGGGGAUGACACAGGACCAGCGAACACCCCGGUGCUCCUUCCUCACCUGCCCUUCCUGCAGAGAGAGGGUAGGGAAGUGCAUUGUAUGCCACAGGGAAUGAGCCCCGGGCAUCCUCUGAGCGUGUGGGACACCUCACUGAGGCUCCUCUCACCUGGGGGACACUCCCCUGAGGGACAUCCAGAUUGCCACAGCUCUGCCUCCCACCUUCCCCAGAGGCAGAGGGAGCUGCCCACGGCUUCUGGUGAAGCCUGGGAGCAAAGACCUGGCCUUUUUGCUCCUGCUCAGAGCCCAUCCAGUAGCCCCAACAAAGGGAGUUUAGAUCAGGCACUGAAUUAGUUACAAAUUUCUCCUCAGUGAAAUUCUCUCCAAAUUGUGGAAGUGUUUAUUAUGCAGCAUUACAGAGUAGCAACACAAACGAGGCUUCUCUGGGCUGGGGCCUCAAACCUAUCAACAGUCCCAAUGCAUUUUCACCUGCUGCAUCUUUUAUCCCUGCAUCUCUCACGGCCCUGUGUGACGUCUUCCAUUCCAGUGUCCACUCUCGUAGGCCUUUAUGUAGCAGCUCCCUCAGACGAGGAGCGUGGGAGCCACAGACUGUGGUGGAGCUGUUUGUCCGUGCGGGAGAGGCUGUGCUUGCUCUGCCCACACCCCAGCAAAGCCCAGCAGCCUGUUCCAUCUCCAGGCCCUGUACCGAUGAAUCUAUAGAGCUGUGUAAUGUAACUUGUUGUUUGUUUAUUGUGCUGCGAAAGACUCGUGUGUACGGAGAGUAUCCCAGCAUCUUCUGGACCAGGAACUCGGAGCCACAGCCUUGGGCACAGCCAAGAUGAAUUCAGCUUCCGAGCAAGCUUGGCUAUUGCUGGAUGUCCCGAGCAGGAAGAAAGAAUGUGCUCAGUGACUUCGGUUGCAAAGCUUUAUUGUGGAUCUCUCUCGCCUACAGCUGAACCCAAAGACCUGCGAAGGACUCAGCCGGCAAAGCUCGCUCCGCCCGCGGGAGGGCAGGGCUCUCCUUUCCCCAGGGAAGGCACGGCAGCCACCCCGGCUUGCGGAGCGUGCCGGCUUCGGACACGGCCAGCGCUUCCCUUGCUUGUCACGAUUCCCGAGUAUUUUUAUGAGAUGGGGAAACUUUCUACUUGGCCUCCUUUAUAUUUAUUAUGGGGAAUUUUUAUUGUUUAAUUUUUUUAAGAAGGCAAAGCUUAAAAUGGUUUUAUUUUUUUCCAGACGCCUGUGGGUUUUAACCCGAUAUAUUAUCUAUCAGUAAUGUAAUUUAUUUAAUUUAGUCUUAGGGCAGGUCCUGAGAUCUCUGUUCAGUCUGAAUCCCAUUGUGUUUCGGUUUAGCUUUUGAAUUCAGUGGAGUUUUGCCUGAAUGUAGAUGGGGGUCAGGCUCUGAUGUUAGCUCUUUGUAUCUAUUUAGUUCGGCCAUUUGUGAGUUCAUUUGGGCGUAACUUUGCUUAUUUAUCCGCAGGGCUGUUGUAACGCAUCGGGGAUGCGAGGCCUGGUAGUAAAUACACCUCAGAGCUGGUAUUGCUUUGUAGAGCAGCCAGCUUCUGUCAGACAGGGGAAGAACAACUCCUUCCGUCAAAAAGUCUAGUUUUAAUUCCUUCUUUUAAUUCAUUUUAAUCCUUUAAAUAUCAACCUUUAAAUUAUUUAAGUUAAUCUCUUCCCUCCUGAUUAGAAAGUGUGACAUACCUUUAUUAUGGCACAUGAAGCCUUCAUAAUGUAACUUAUUUAUUUAACUUAUUCAUCAUCCCAGGGGAUGCCCUUGUAGAGUUUUUAUUUUUAAUUAGAGUUAUCUAUAAAGCACUACAGCUGAUUUCCUGUAAGAGCAGCAGAGCAAACUUUGAGGACAAGCAAUGAAUAUUCAACCUAUAACUGUGUAUUCAGAAAAACAGGAAAAAAACCAAAGACACUGGGAUACUUUGCCUGAACUUUGUGGCUUCUUAAAAGUUAAGCGGGGGGGGAUAAUAAUCCAUGCCAAGCAAAAAGAGAGAAACCCUUAAACUAGCUGCUUCCAAGAAUGAACUUCUGUGUGUGGAAAAAAAGAAAAAGAAAAAAAAAAAAAAGAAAAAAGAAAACAGAAAAAAAACCUUUCUAUUUCUAGUGAGAACCAAAGAGGCUACCUCACUGACUUUUCCAUUUGUAAUUUUAAUCGUGUUGAUGAUACCAAAGAUACCAAAGAUUUCUUUCUCUGUGCGGUCUGCAUUCUGCUUGCGCUCUCUGAUAACUCCCACUGUUCUCUCCCACACCCAGAAACGUCCAGCAGAGCCCAGAUUCCCAAAGAAACGCUACCCUGGAAGCUGCCAGUUCUGGUGAUGCCCUUUUCCGUGUUCCUUGCUCCUUGCUGCCGGCCAAAGCCGCCUGCAGGCGCGGAGCCCUUCCCGCUGCCGGUCCGCGGUGGAGCGCUUGUGCGGGGCUGCAGGUGACUCCGGCCCUCGUCCGUCCGCACGCUCCCCGGGGAAUCCGCAGGCGCUGCCAGGGCCGCUGUGGGGUGUGUUUGCAGCAGCAAUUAGCAUUGCUAAUUAUUGUUAUUCUCGUGCUCGAGCAGAGCCCAGGGCUGGUGCGGGGCCGCAGAGCCCGGGGCAGAGGAGGAGUUCGUGCGCAGAUCCAGGAGCUGCUCCCUCUCCUCACCUUUGGUUGUUGUUUACAAUUACCGUUUUCAGAUAAAAAUCAAUUAAUUACUUUUCUCAAGUUAGCAAUGAAGUGAGGCUACAUUAAGCUCCAUUAGCGUCACGUUCCUGAGUGAUUACUUCCAAGUCGUUUGGUUGUUUGGUCGGGGAAUUAGCGGUGCCCUUUGGCGCUUGGGUUUUGAGCGUGUUCCGCGCUGUUUGUAGGGCUGCAGCAAUGCUCCGAGAGCCGAGCCCAGCCCUGGGCGCUGCUCGCUGCCGAGCCCAGCCCGGGCUGGCCCAGCUGCUGCUGCAGGGCCCGGGCCUUUCCCUGAGGAAUCUGCUGGCCGUGCCCUUCGGCCGCAGCGCUCACCGACAGCUCAGCACAAACGCUCUGCUUCAACGAGUGCUGCCUUUCCUUUCGUGUUUCUUUGGGGGCUUAAGUCUGUGUUGGAAAGGGUAGGACUUGACAAGUGUGCUUUUCUCUCUGUCUCUGUGUUCCUUCAAUACAAAGCUAUAAUAAUUCUCAGGAUGCCUUCUGGGCGGGGGGAGCCGAUUGUCCCUGUGCCCUCGGACACAGACAGUCCCCAGAGCUGGCAGGGUCCCCGUGGCCCCCCCGACUCCUGCUUCACUUGCAAAGAGUGAUGUUACCACGGGACGAGUGCCUUGCUUGAACCAAAGCAACGAUUUUGCCAGUCUAGACCUCUCUGUGCUUUUUUUUAUUCUUCCUGUGAAUACCUCAGCUUCGACUGGGCCGCCGAAUCGUACCUGGUGGGCUUUUGUACUGUGGUGCUUUGCAAUGCAGCCCUGCAAAGAACAGACUCCUGAUGAUACCAAAGGCUCUCCUCCUCUUUCUCCUCCUCCUCCUCCUCCUCCUCCUCCCCCCCCCAUCCCCGAUCUCUCUUUCUCCAUGGUUCCAAAGCUUUAUUACGAACUGGGCAUGUUGGCAACGCAGACCGUGCAAUCCCUUACCGAGUUUUCUCAGAUAUACCUCAUAGAGAGUAGCUGUUUAGCGUAAUGUUAUUAUAGCGUAUGUAAUAAAUUAUUCACUGUUUCUUUUUGGUAACUGUGAUUUAAAAGGAAAAAAAAACAGAAGAAGAAGCUUUAUAUGUUUUAGGUUGUGCUUUUGUACUAGACGGAGAAGGUGCGCUUAAAAAUGUACGUCAGUCUUUCUUCCCAUUGGGUUUUUUUUGUUACUUUGGAUCGGGGAAAAGUUGCAGAAUGAGCCCAAAGUUUACAGUUUCAUAUUUUGCUGAAGAAACAAUCUGUGUUCAUUUGCUCUGUUGGAAAAAAAAAAAAAAAAAAAAAAAAGAGGGAAAAUUAUUUUCUACAUUUGUGCUACUUGGUCUGAAGAGCUGAUUGUCCUGUGUGACGGUGUAGUAUUAUAAUUAGCAACUGCCAAUCAGCGCUCCCAUGUUUAUGCAUGAGGCAAACCCUUAGCAGUGUGAUGCAUCGUGGUUCUUAAUGGCAACUUCUUCCUUUGGGUUUGGGACGAGGUCUUUGGGUUGGUAUUUAUUUAUGCAUGGAGCCUGUUAGCUGUUCGCAGUCGUGGCGCAGUUGUGUUUGCAUUUACGCUCUGAAAUCACGCCCAGUUUCGCCCCGCGCAGCUCAGCGCUGCUCAGGGCGGGUGUCCACGUCAGCUCUGGUCUGUCCCUGUGUUAAACAGACCCAGAUUCAGUUCCAAUGAAAUUGCCAUUUGAGGAGAAGUUUGGCGGUUUCCCCGCAGCGAUUCGAUUCCUUCAGGCCCCUGGCAAUACCCGUGCUGCUCCUCGCGGAGGCUGCCGUGCGUUUGUCACAGGGUCGGGAGUUCUUUGGCUUUAUGGCAGCCCCUGGGCACAGGCAGGGUGGGUGACAGGGACCUGCUCCCGCGCGGCCCAGCCGCAGCUGCUGUGCCAUUGUGCCAGCAGGGGCAGGACGUGCGCCUGGGCCCAGCAGCACUGUCCCAGCCCUGCCACCUGGCCCGAGGGAGGCCGGCCUGGGUGUCCCUCCGAGCACGCCAGCUGUGUCCUGUGCUGCUGCUCGCCCACCCCCUGCCCUGGGGCCGGGUUUGUUGAGGUGCUUUAUCCCCCUCUGCUUUGCCCAGAUUCACGCUUGAGCCCCCCGUUUAAGGAUGGGCUGUGUUUUCUCUCCGGGUCAGCUUCGGAGCCCCGAUGUCCCCCCGAUCCCAGGCCGUGCAGGACAUAAAGCCAAACCAACUGCUCCGAACCCUGAACUCUGGUGGGAAAGGAGGCCUGGUGGGGCAGUGGCAGUCUCCCGAGGAGCCUCUGAGUGUCGAUAUCGUCUGUCAGUAAGGGUAUAUUAGAGAUGUGCUCUCAUUAGUGCAAGGAGACGUUUUCAUUUGGCCUUACUCGGUAGGUUGUGAUAACGAUGAAAGCUGUGUAAUAUAGUUGGGUUAUUUUCUUUCCCGAUUUCUCUGCCAAAGACAGUAACAGACACAAGAACUUUAACCAGGGGUUUUUGUAAGACAGUUGAUGAUUGUAACAGUGGUUAACCUUGCAGAAAGCUUUCCACGUUCUUCCGCAAUAAGCAGAGCGGGAUGUCCCGGCAGAGCCCUGCUGGCAGCUGCCACCACUCCUCACCACACGCAGUUGUUGUGACCCAGCGCCGAGUCACCUGCAUUCCUCAGUCCAGAGGCCAAGAGGGGUAUGUGAGGCCAUGGCAAGGCCACAGCGGGGCUGCCACGAGCUGCUCCAGCUGGCUGGAAUUUGCCAAGGUACUUGUAUUAUGAAAUUUAAGGUCUAUUUUAUUAUGUCAUUUUAUGUCAUUUUUUAACUUUGUGGAAGGUGGUAUGUUGAACUGAGUGUAAGCUGAGUUUUUCAGACAAAUAAAGUAGCUAAAGAGUGAAUGUUAUUUUAUCAUUAAAGGGUUUUUACUCACUGAUUUGUGCCAAUAGAUGUCCUUUAUCUCAAUGACAAGUAUUACAUUGCUUUCAAAGUUUUAUUUAUAGCUAUUGAUGUAAAACCCACACACACAUAUUAUUUGCCAAAGUUCAAUAAAGGAGGAAAACGAUGCUUUUGCUUCCUUGUGCGAUCAAAAGUUCCUGUUUUUUCCCAGGGUAUUUUCCACCACAACCCCCUCCCACACCAAGGGGUGCAGUGGAGCCGAGCAGGGGCUCGGGCUGCUACAGCUCUCAGGGACAGGGAGGGGUGAGGAGAGCUGAGCACAGCCACACUAAUGCAGGCCCCAGGGUAGGACCACAUCCCAAAAAUGCCACCUGGGACCGGGGGCCUGGGCAAGCAUGAGAACAGCACUUGGAAAAGGAUCUGGCACCUUCUGCCACGAGCACAGCCUGUGCAGCUGAGAUAUUACAGGAGAAAUCGCUUUGUAUUUGUGUAAGUCAUGGAAUUAGAUGAUGCAAUGUAAUUACCAUAAAAUUAUGUUAGUUAUUGCACUUUCUUUCCCUGAAGCAGCUCUACGGGAGGAGGCAGGAGGUUCCUGGGGCUGAAAUUCCAUGGCAAGGAGGAUGUAGCAGGUUUGCCUUCGUUCAUUCAGUCACUUACCCUAGCUGUGGACAAAUCUUGUUUGUUUUGUUUCCUCCAAAAAAAGCAAAACAAAGUGCACAAGAAAAGCACUUUGUUGUAUUUCUGUCUUUAAAAACCAAACAAGACCAGCCCUUUCUUGCCCUAGCUCACUCCUCUGACCACCUGGAGCAGGGUCAGCCUGGGGAUGGCAUGGGGGGACCCCAGAGUCCCCCUAGCCCUGUGUCCCAGCCCCAGAGCAGUGACAAGGCCCUGCGGGGUUUAUUGUCUGGGAUCUAACCUUGGCACCAGUGUCUAACCUUGGGGUUAAUAAACUCACUGAAAAAUUUGUUUUCAUGCUCAUUCUCUUGUGUCCCUCUCUCGACACUGAGCCAGGUCCUGCCAUUAAUUAAAUUUACACUGCUUCAUUUCACUUUGCUGAGUGGCCACGGGCGCAGAUAAAGGCAGAGCUGCCUCCUCAGCACUUUGUGUCACAGAGCCCAGGACGUGGCUCUUCCAGCCUCCUUUCCUUCCCCCUCUGGCUGUGCAGGGAACAGGAGGGGGGCCCUGAGCCCUCCGUGCCAGAGGGAGCGUGCUGGGUGAGGAGUGUUUGCCCAAGCCCCUUCCCGUGCACAGAGGGGCUGAGGGCUGCAGAGCCAGUGCCACCGGGACAGCAAAGAGGAGCACAGGCAGGGCACAAACCCUCCGACAGCAAAGAGGAGCACAGGCAGGGAACAAACCCUCCAACAGCAAAGAGGAGCACAGGCAGGGUACAAACCCUCUGACAGCAAAGAGGAGCACAGGCAGGGCACAAACCCUGUGACAGCAAAGAGGAGCACAGGCAGGGCACAAACCCUGUGACAGCAAAGAGGAGCACAGGCAAGGCACAAACCCUCCAACAGCAAAGAGGAGCACAGGCAGGGAACAAACCCUGUGACAGCAAAG